This is a messenger RNA of Aspergillus affinis, 933 nucleotides long. Its product is annotated as NAD(P)-binding protein. The transcript is spliced from 4 exons. Bases 1 to 933 code for a protein of 310 amino acids. Lineage: Eukaryota; Fungi; Ascomycota; Eurotiomycetes; Eurotiales; Aspergillaceae. The record is from RefSeq and is a predicted model, not a curated record.
AUGGUCAACGUUGCAAUCGCCGGAGGAACAGGUGGUGUUGGCCAAACCAUCGUGGAAGUGAUGGAGGUAUCUCCACACCAGUCCUUCAUUCUCUCCCGACAGUCGUCUAGUUCGCCAGAGAAAACAAUCAAAGUGGACUACAGCAACAUCGAUGAUCUAGCACAACUCCUUGAGCAACACAACAUCCACACAGUUAUAUCCGCUUUCGCUAUCGAAGGUGACUCGCUCGCCAUGGCCCAGCGGAACCUCAUCCAAGCAGCGGCUAAGUCGAAGACAACCAAGCGAUUCAUCCCGAGCGGCUAUGCCAUUGUCUAUCCUCCUGCCGCAGUCGAGGUCCUCCCGCAACUCAAAGACCAUUUCCUGGCCCUCGACCAACUCCGAGAGUCCAGUCUUGAAUGGACCAUUUUCUACAAUAGUAUCUUCCUCGACUACUUUAGUACUCCGGCCAUGAAGACGAACCUUAAACCGAACGUCUUCGUCAUCGACAUAGCCAACAAGAUCGCUGUCAUUCCAGGGGACGGCAACACCCCUGUCACGUUCACGUAUACGUAUGACCUCGCUCGGUUCAUAGUUGCGGCCUUGGAUCUGGAAAAAUGGGAGGAAGAAAGCCGUGUGGUGGGUGACGAAUUGACUUGGAAUCAAUUCGUCGCGUUAGCAGAAGAAUCCCGAGGCGCCAAAUUCGACGUCUGCUACGAUGACGUGGAGAAACUGAAGAGAUUCGAAAUCACUGAGUUGCCAGGUCAUCAGGCCUUGUAUGACUAUUUCCCCAAGAAGGCCUUUCAAUGGUUCAUUUCUAUCUUCGAGCUUUUUACAACCGAUGGGUCUUCGCACAUUCAGCGGGCUGGGUGUUUGAAUGAUCGAUUCCCGCAUAUCAAGGCGCUCACUGUGAAGGAGAUGCUGGAUUUGUACUGGGGACGGGGUGAGACCAACUAA